Molecule: messenger RNA, 5307 nt
Organism: Xyrauchen texanus (razorback sucker)
Lineage: Eukaryota; Metazoa; Chordata; Actinopteri; Cypriniformes; Catostomidae
Product: ethanolamine kinase 1-like
Exons: 8
Coding region: 146-1261 (371 amino acids)
Biological process (GO): phosphatidylethanolamine biosynthetic process
Cellular component (GO): cytoplasm
Molecular function (GO): ethanolamine kinase activity
Source: RefSeq, a predicted model, not a curated record
CCAACGGCACCGGCACAUGAGCCGCUCCUCUCUUCUCUGCGCACACCAAAACCGGGCUGGACCAUCAGGGCAUGUUCUGAUAAAACAUUUGAAUCCCCACAAAUACUUGAAAUCAAAAUUAAUACUUAUAUAGUAGGAAAGGUUCAUGUCGGGCAUUAAUAGGCAAAUAAACCAUAUAAUGGAGACGGAGAUCCUCGUGCCGAUCGGGUCGCCGACGAUCAGAAAAUUCCCGAUAUUCGUGGAUGAACAUAAUGUGAUGGAAGGUGCGAUGAAGCUGAUUAAAGAGCUGAGACCGGGUUGGGAACCGAACCUGGUCCAGACAAAGCUUUUCACAGAUGGCACAACUAACAAACUGAUGGGGUUUUAUAUGGAGGACCACCCCGAAGAUGUGGUGCUGGUGAGGGUGUACGGCAACAAGACGGAGCUGAUCGUGGACAGAGACAAUGAACUGAAAAGCUUCCAGGUUCUACACGCCAACGGUUGUGCGCCCAGGCUGUACUGCACCUUCCAGAAUGGCAUCUGCUACGAGUUCAUGCAGGGACAUGCUCUCGAUACUGAAGAUGUCAGGGACCCUGUGUUACUCAGACUGAUCGCCCAAGAAAUGGCCCGCAUUCAUGCCAUCCACGCCCACAACGGCUGCAUUCCCAAACCCAACUUGUGGAUCAAAAUGCGCAAGUACUUCUCGCUAGUGGCAACAGAGUUCACCGACCAAGCCUCCAACCUCAGAAUUCAACAGGAAGUGCCCAGUCAGGACGUUCUGGAACAGGAAAUGGCAUGGAUGAAGGAGCACCUGUCGCAGCUGGGCUCUCCUGUUGUGCUCUGCCACAACGACCUGCUCUGCAAGAACAUCAUUCACAAUGAAGAAGAAGGUCAUGUUCGGUUUAUCGAUUAUGAAUACUCAAGUUACAACUACCAAGCAUUUGACAUUGGAAAUCAUUUCAAUGAAUUUGCAGGCAUGAGUGAACCAGAUUUUAACCUGUAUCCCAGUCGAGAAAUGCAGUUGGACUGGCUACACACUUACCUGCAGGCCUACAAACUCUUUACUAAGAAAGGUGAGGAGGUGAGCCAGCUUGAACUCGAGACACUCUACGUGCAGGUCAACAAAUUUGCUCUGGCCUCACAUUUCUUCUGGGGUUUCUGGGCCCUGAUCCAAGCCAAGUACUCCUCCAUCGAGUUUGACUUCCUCGGGUAUGCCGUGCUACGUUUCAAUCAGUACUUCAAGACCAAACCUGCUGUAAUGGCUCUGGAGAUCCCCAAAUGAGAAGACCAGUCUGAGGGAGCGGAGAUGGGAUCUGCUGGCCUCUCUGUUGAUUGUUUGAAUGUGGAAUCAGAGGCCUUUUCAGACAGGGGAGGGUACGGGGUACAGCAAGGGCAGGUACUGGGCCCUCUUACGUUUGGCUGGCAGCAUGUCUGCCAAGUCUCAGUUCCACAAAUUCUUUAUUCCUUUCUCAAAAACAUGAUUCAUCUUUUGGGAGUCCACUUUUAGUUGAUCAAGUUUCCCAUCAAAUGAGUGUGUUUUGAUGUUUUAGUUACACUUUAUUUAUUAAUUGUUAUUGGGCACUUUGCACCAAAGCGAUCCUUGUGUUCUUGGAGCUGGGACUUUUGUGGAAAUUCUUGUUUUUGGUUUUGCAGUGUAAGUGUAGAUUGUCAAAAAGGAGGCCUAUUGUGAUGUUUAGCAAGGGGAUAUGUUGAUACUGCAGGGUUUAGUUCAUACAAUAUAAAUACAGAAUGCUGAUUCUGUCCUGCUGUGGCUUCAUAAUGCUUUUGUUAGACUGAUUCGGCCCACAAAUGCUCAAAAUCAGAUUUAUUUUAGAGCACUGUAGACAAGAGUGAAUUGGGUUAAUGGGCACAAAUCUGGGUUGCUAAUGCAAAGGUUUGAUUUAGAGCCAGUUAGGGGUCACUCUGGAACUAGACAGUUACUGAGGUCAAAAUCCUGCCCUAUCCUGCACUAUUAAGCAGUUAAACAAGUUACUAAACCCACAAUUAGUGUCCCAUAAGUAACUUUGGAGAAGGUCGCUCCUAAAUGGCAAGUAACCAAGUAACCAGUGAUGUAAAUCUGAGUUCAAUCUAGACAUUCCCAAGAAGUCAGGACCACGAGAUCCCUCGCUGUCUGCAGGACCACUUUUCCACCUCUUUAGCUUUUAUGGCCGUGAGGAGUUCUAUUGAAUUUUCCAUUCAUCACAGGCUGUGGAAUAUUACCACCUGCUUUCACCCCCUCCUUUUCUAAAUGUGUGUUUGCAUUACCUGGCAGAGCUUAAACUGAGAUUUAAAAGUCAUUAUCUGCUCAAUAAUCAUCUCUAAAGUCAAAAUACUCAGAAGACAGGACAAAAUUUAUGUGACAGUGUUGCAUAGUUUGAUUCAAGUCACCACGUGUGCAAACUUCAGUAGGGACUUUUUUUAAAUAAUAGUUCACUCAAAAAUUUUAAUUGUGUAAUUAUUUACUCGGAACCUAUAUGACUUUCUUCUUUGGAACACAAAAGGUGAUUUAAAAAAAAAAAAAGUUUGUUUCCAUAUAAUGACUGAAUAGUGGUCUGAACACGCUCAUAAAAGUACAAAACACAUAAUAAACCAUUGUAAAAGUUAAAGACUGAUACUAAAACCAUACUUGUGAACUAUAUUCUAAGUCUUUAGAAGAGGUACAGUUACUUUGAGAGUGAAUACAACUUAAAUUGUGCUCUGUUCAUCAUACAAAGCAGAUCAUUAAUCGAACAUUUAUUACAUAUUUAUACAGCGUCAUCAAUAACAUCAAACCUUCUCAUUGUGUCUCGUGAUCAAAUGUGCAACAUAAUGUCAUGAAGGCAAAUAACCAAAGAAAGUCAUACUGGUUUAGAGCGACAUGAGGGGUAAUAAAUAAAUAUAGAAUUUUUAUUUUGGGUGAACUAUUUCUUCAAGCAGAAAGAAUAAGAUUUUUGUAUAUAAAUUCAAAAUAUUGAUUGCGGACUAGAAUUGAGUAGGCAUCUCACUGGCAAAAAUCACCCAUUUUAAAACAUCUUGAAUUUCUAGUUUCAAUACUGUCAAUCUAGAAUUCUGUUCCCUAAUAGACCAUUUCACAUUUCCCAGUCUUGUGUUGUUUUAUUUCUUUGUUGGAAGUAUUAUGCUAUUUCCAUAAAUUGUUGUUCUGAAUAAAACAUCUUUUCUUUUUUUUUUUUCACGAAAGAUGUUCAUUGAAGUCACUCCUGCUGUCAUGUUGUACUGUAUAAUUAGAGGAUAUACAUUUGAGUCUGUAAAAAACAUGUCCGGGUCAUAUAUUCAAUAAUUAAUAUUUAACUUAAAGAAAACAAAGCCUAUUUUUAGAACCAUUGUGUUUUUCUUUUCUUUUUUUUUUUAGUAGUAGUAGUGUGAGACUAGUUUGACAAUUGAGCACACUUUCUCUCAAAUUCUCAUUUCCGUAAUUUGUCAUUCCCUUUACUGUUAUGUGAAAAAUAUUUUCUUAAAAAUUUAGUUUUUAUACAUCACAGUAGUUUUUGUUGUACUGAAUUUAAUUUGUUGAUUAUUUAUUUUUUUAUUAUUUUUUUUUAAGUAAAAAAUAAAUAAAUAAAAAUUAAGUAAUGAGAAUCUUGCAAGAAUCACCAUUGAGAACUAUGGGAAUUAUGAAAAAAAAAAAAAACUCUUUAAGUAAAACUUCCAGAACAUUUGGGAGAAAAUGUGUUUAACUGUCCAAAUAAUAUUCAUAAUGGUCCUAAAGUAGACUUAUGGGAGGGUUUGGGGGUUCAGUAUAACUGAAAACACUAUCUGUCUAGCUGCAGUUGGGGUCACAUUAUAAUCUCUGAGGUGUCUCUGGCUCUGUGUCAGGUGUAUGUUAAUAAUGAAAGCGUCGACUGAAAGCAGGAGAGGCCCCUCUACAAUACUAUGAAUUAUUCUGUAGCCAAUGUUUCUUGAAAGAGUUUGAUCUGACUGCUAGCUCUGUGCUGCUGGUUGUUUCCUUGUCUGAUCCAAAAUGAAUUGAUUUGCAGUUUUAAGUUGAAUCUCAUAAGGAAAUGUCCUCACAAUAAAAGGGAAAAAACAAGAAAUUAUAUUUGCAUAUGAAAAUUAAGCCUAUUUUUAGGACCAUAAAAAAGUGAUGCUUCGCAGUUUUUUAGUUAAUUUUUUAUAUAUAUAUUUAAAUCUUGAUACAUUCAGUAGUCAACAACAAACACUACAGUGACAUAUAAUUAAAAUGGUACUUUUAUGAAAGUACAUAUAUAUAUAUAUAUAUAUAUAUAUAUAUAUAUAUAAUCACUAAAAAGUAAUGGUCCUAAAGAUAUGUUUAUUUUUUAUUAUUAUUAUUUCUUUUCUGCAAAAAAAUAGUUUCUUAUUUUCUCUUUUGAUUUUGGGGGAAAUACGACCUGGACAUAUCUACCCACAGCUUUCAUGAGAUUCACCUCAUUUUAUGUCACUGUGUGGUUCUGCUUCUUUUUGAGAAGUGAAAAAUAUUCAUAUAGGUUGCAUAUUGCAUGAAGAAUGCUAUGAAUUUGACUGACAUGUUCUGAGUGCAAUGGCAAGCCAUCUGUGUAGAUGUACAUAUGUGAAUGUUUCCACCAAAGGCAAGACAACACUUUGAUUUGAAAAUAUGAAGUAAUUUAUCAGUUACUUUUUCUUUGUUAAGAUGUGAAGGAUUUGUAAUGUGAAGGGGGAAGUGUUUACAAGCACAAUUCCUGUUUCCUGUACAGUUUAACUUGGUUGAUCUGAGAUUAUCAUGUUUUCCACUUUAAUAUCAAUAUCCAACGUUUCAAUGUGGCCACAUCUUUUAUUCCCUUUGCUUUAAUGGUUCCAUGAUAAACAACUAUUCCAAAGUUUAAAAUCCUAUAGAUUUUGGAGCACCAACACUGUAUAUUAUCAUAUAUACAUUAGUUGUUAUUGUCUUUUUGAUUUGAAAUAACCUUGUAAAUUUCGCUUUUUCAACAUCUUACUCUCUUAAGGAGAAUGUUUACAGGAAGCAUCUUGGGGAUUUUUUUGUUUGUUCCUGUUGCAAACAUACCAAAUAAGUCGGCUUCACAACUUUGCGCUUUAUUUGAGAUGUCUUUUGAGAAUUUACACAAAAAAAAAAAAAAACUGAACAGAGCCUUUUAUUUAUUAUACUGUAUCUUUAAUAUUUUGCUUUUAUUUUGUAUGUAUGACUGAACUGGGAGUGUGAUAGGCAGUUAGGUUGACAUGGACCAGCAGGGGGCGCUACUGUAAUGCAGUGAUGCUUAAAUGGCAACAAUGAGGAGUUUGUAAAUACUGUGAAAUUGUGGAGGUAAAUAAAAAAAAUACUGUACAAUGUUUUCAAUUCUAUUCAAUUGUGGGGCAGAAUAUUUAACAAUUGUUCAAUUUUCUUUUUCAAUAAAA